Sycon ciliatum is the source of this 13085-nucleotide messenger RNA. RefSeq names its product dystrophin-like. Lineage: Eukaryota; Metazoa; Porifera; Calcarea; Leucosolenida; Sycettidae. The transcript is spliced from 78 exons. The record is from RefSeq and is a predicted model, not a curated record. Bases 266 to 12451 code for a protein of 4061 amino acids. Gene Ontology annotation, molecular function: calcium ion binding; zinc ion binding; protein binding.
AGCACUAGUACUAUAGUCUUGCUGGUCGCAGUAUCCUUGUGCUGCCAUCUGGAUGCACUCUUUGGCCAGUUGUUUGCUUUCAGUGACAGAGGCCUGCUUCUUGCUUCCCCUGUUCAGCCUUGCUCUGUUUGCACACCUAGUCAGUAAUGGGAGGACAUGGAACCAAGCUGCUGGGUCAUCAGUGACAGUAAAGAGUGCUGGUGAGUGGUUGCACAGGCAGGCAUAGCCCAGUUGAUGAUAAUAAUUAGCAGUUGAAGUGUACGCUAUGGAUAGGCGCCAGUCUGCAUUGGUGUCUGCUGGUCCGGACACCACCAUACAUGUGCGAGUGUCGCAAGAAACUGAUCUGACUGGUGCUGAUCCCACCAGUCCCAAGGAGGAAGAUUGGGUUGUCCUGUCCACCACUACUACUACUACGCCGGCUCGUGGCAGGGGCCUCUCAGUCAAUGAAGAACAGGCCUACAAGGAUGCCAGGAGAAGGUCUAGGUCACACAAUCGUAGCAGAUCCACAUCUCCCGGCCAUCGGCAUCAACAGAAACAGCAGCAUGCCACAGAAGCAGAUGUGGAGGAUGCAAUCACCUCGCGGAAUUCAGAUGCAGACCGAGUACAGGCCAGUGUAUUCACUAAGUGGAUCAACGUACAGCUUGCAAAGGCCAAUCCACCUCGUCAGAUUGACGACAUCUUUGAAGGCCUGCAGAGCGGCGAGAAUCUGCUCAUCUUGCUCGAAGUCCUUACCCAGCAUCACUUUACUAUCGAACGUGGCUCGCUGCGCUUCAGUCAUAAUCUGAAUUGUGAGCAAGCCCUAGCCUACUUGGAUAAGCACGGCGUGCUGAAAUCUAAGAAUACCGGUGCGGCUAACAUUGUUGAUGGCGAUGCCAAGUUGACGCUUGGCCUAAUUUGGCAAAUUCUACUUCGAUACCAAAUUACAAGUCGAGAAAUGUCGCACAGCCACGAUUCCCAGAAGCUGAUAAUUGACUGGGUGAAGGCAUCUCUGGAAGCCGAGGGAAGUGGCAUCGAGGCCAACAACUUUGCGGCAGUGUCGUUUGAAAAUGGACUGGCGUUCAAUGCCAUUAUUGCUUGCCACAGACCCGAUCUUGUGAACAUGAGUGAAGUGAGAAAGAAGGCGCCUGUUGAGCGGCUACAGUUAGCCUUCACCACAGCCAAGGAAGAGCUGAACGUCGAGCCGCUCUUGUCACCAGAAGAUGUUGCUGACGGAAAAGCUAACGAUAAGUCCAUCAUGGUGUACACGGGAGAGCUGUACAACGUUCUGCCACAUGACAUGCCUACUGCUGCUACUUCCCCUACUUCCCCGACUUCCCCUGCUGCUGCCGCCACUGCGAUCGACACCACUGAUAAUCCCAUUGGCGAUGCAAUGUCCCAAAUGGAUGUUCUCAACGAGCAGUUGCUGGCUGCAGAGGUGAAAAUGAGCAAGCUCGUCAUUGCGGAUGACUUCCAUGCUGUUAAGCAACAGCUUGAUGACCAUCAGGACUUCAUGAAGCACCAGCUGGGCCGAGCAAAGGAGUCACAGCUUCAGGACCUGCAGACAAGAGUGCCGCCACUCAUCAUGAAGAUGCCGAAAAGCAAUCCGAACAAAAAGAAGUGUCACAAAGCACUCUCCGGUCUUGUGAUAAAAUGGAAUGAGGUGAGCGGCGCGGCCACUCAACUUCAGGCACAGCUGCUGAAGAAGCUGUCGGUGCUGCAGGACGCACGCCUCAAGACUGUGGAGGACUGGCUGGAUCACCUGGAGGAGGUGCAGGCGCACGAUAACACCCUCCGGCCGGAGGUGUUGAAGGAACGUGAACGUGAGCUAGUUGUGUAUCAAGAGGUCUUGGUGGAAGUGGUGGUUGUCGACAGCAGCAGUGAAGGAAAGGCGAAAAUGGAUGAUCGCCUGGCCGGCAUUCGUCAGCGCUGGGAGGUGGUGAACCGCUUUGUUGUGCUGCGCCUGCUGCAAGUGUUCCAAGAUCGCAUGCAGAAGGCCGUCUCUGAUCCGAAGCCUGACAUCAAGGAGCUGAAGAGUGUUCAAGAGGCUGUGCCCGAUCAUGACAAGCAGCGCAUUCAGCUUCAGGAGAGCAUUGACAAGCUGAAGUCAGAGCCGACCAGUCGCCAUGACCACUACUUGGACGACGUCGACACAGAAGUCAAGGCAAUGUCAGCGGCUUGGUCCGGACUCACGAAAGAGAUUGACGACAAGGUUAACGCCAUUGAGGAAGAUCAAGAACGGGCAAAGGAGUGGCGUGAGAGAGCUGCCAAGCUCAACGCAUUCCUGGAUGACACCAAUUCUGGUGUUCUACACCAGUCACUGCCAGUUCAUGACCUGGACGCCAUUGUCGAGCUACACACUGGACAUGAGAGUCUUCUGAAGGACCUCGAUCAAAAGCUUAUUUCUGUCAAGGAUUUUGAUCGCUCACGCAAGUACGUUGACCCCGAGCUGGAUGCCGAGAUGAAGGACUUGUUUGCAUCACUGGAGGAGAAGUGGACAUCAACGCGUGAUGUUGCCACUGAGCGUACCAAAGCACUGUCUCAGUCUCAGGAUGACCUUCAGGAUUUCAAGAACCAAGUUGAGGACAUUGCGUCGUUUCUGAAUGAAAUCGACUCCCUGUUCUUGAAGCCGUUUGAGGAGCUGUCGCGCGACGAGCAGGUAGCUCUGAUGGAGCAGCUGAGCGCCGCCAAGGACAAGUAUGACACACGCAAACCCGACAUGGUCAAGAUCCAAUCUACCAGUGAUGAUCUGGUAAAGAGAGCCCGUGCCCGAUCGUUUGACCCGUCUGACUUGGAGUCGGAGGUGCAGACACUUGUUGAGCGCUGGGACGAUGCAGAGGUCUUGCUGGAUCAGCGCCUGGCUGCCCAUCACUUGAACUUUCCUGACUGGGUGGCUGAGCUAGAGGCGAAGCGGAAGGAGAUUCCCACCUCCAAGUCCAUUCCGGAUGCUCUGCUCCUCGUAGAGGGUGUAGAUGAGGAGAUACAGCGAAGUGCCUAUCAGUUUCCCGAGGUGCGGUCAAGGCAGAAUGGCAGAGACACAGUGCCAGAUGGUGGCAGUGGUGCUCUGCCUCGUUUCAAUCGUGUGGAGGUGGCCAGUAGCAGUGAUUUCCCUCUUGUUCCUGAUGUCAAGCAGAUCGAUGCUGAGAUUGCGGACUUCAUGAAGAUGCUGGAGACUGUGAAAACAGAGUUGUCGGCUAUCAAGGAGGAUAAGUCAAUUGCAUCACUCGAUGAAGUCAAAUUGCUGUUGCAACAUCUGGAGGAUGCGGACGGUAUUCUCCACAAGCUUGAAGCCAGUGCUACUUCUGUGAAGCAGCAAGCGCAGGCCAUCCUUGCCAAAUGUUCCCCAGAGCUUGCAACCGUCAUUGAGACUUUCACCGAGAAGGUGUUGAAGACGUAUGCUGAUCUGGAGGAUGAUGCGCACGCCGAGAAAGCACGCCUGGAGCAGAUCUGCGACCUGCUGGAGGAGCUUAGCGUCCAGGAACGAUGGCUGGAUGUGGCCGAGCAGUGCUAUCCUGUGCAGAGCAACGGGAAAGUGAAGGACACGGAGACUUUAGGCCGUGAGAUUGACGAGCACUGCCCCGAGUUUGACCGCAUGGACGGUCUACUGCCCGAAGUGAAGGCCGGAGUGGACGACAAGAGUAUGACUGCGCUGGAAGAGCAAUUUGCAGCCGACAUGGAGCGCUUUACAAACCUGAGAGUUGCUGCAGGCAAGCUGAGUCCGCAUCUCGCAGCCUAUCUGGCUUCAUGCAGCCAGACCGUUCAGAAAAUGGAGGACAUUGAGGACUCCAUGCUGAAGGAGCCCGAGGAUAUUAGUGCCAUUCAGCCUGCACAUGUAUUAGUGCCACAGCUCAAGAGCGUUGAGCUGAGUGCAAUACCAACACUGAAUGGAGAGAGAGAUGAGCUGCGUGAUGGCCGUGAUCAGCUCGACAAAGUCAUCGUUGCCAUCGAAAGGGUCCAGGCACACGAGGCGUUUGCCGAGGUGGACGACAAGCUGAGCGCGCUGCCUGCAUCCGUGGCAGUGCGUGUGAGCGAGCUUGAUCCGUUCGUUCCAGUUGAGGAAGAGACAGCGCGCCUGGAGGUGGUUGUGGACGGCGCCGAUUCUAAACUCGACGUCCUGGAGAAGCAGGAGGAGGACAAAGCUGACGACAUUCAGAGGUUGAUCACUGAGUUGAACGCUGAGCAAAUGGCGAUUGAGUCCAUGUUCAGCUCCUCAGCUGACCUGAAGGACAAGUACAAUAGCUCACCACGGUCUGUCUUGCUUCAUGAGCGCGCCGAGAAGUUGAAGUUGAACUUCACCCGGGCACUCGAGCGUGCCCAGGACCAGCAGGAUGAACUCUCUGGUGUGUCACUGAAGGAGCUGUUGAAGAAGUGUGAUGACCUACUGGUGAUUGUGGGCAAGCUGCUGGUGUCACUUGGCCAGGAACGUCCUGUUGCCACCGACAUCUCAGUAUUGAAGGAGCAGCGUAAUAACCUACAGGAAGUCCAGCGUAUGGCGGACUCGACGCAGAAUGAAGGAGCAGAGCUGUCUGCGCUCAUCGGUGCCCAGCCCGAGAAAAUCCAGACGGCCAUGCAGGAGAAGCUGGACGAGCUUGACCUGCAGCUCACCAGGCUGCUGGACGCGCAGAUGAAGAGAGAGACAGACCUGGACAGCCAGGAGGAGCAAGCACAGCUGUACAACGACCAGUUGUCUGAGCACGUGGCCUACCUGGAGCAAACGCAAGGCCGUCUCGAAGGCCUCGUCGUAACCGCCGACGACUCCGUAGAGCAGCUGACGCAUGUCCAGCGCGAAACUGAGUCCAUUGCUCAAGAGAUGGCCAAGAAGCGCGUUGAGAUUGACUGCCUGGACGAGAACCUGCAGACGCUGAUGCAAGUGUCCCUGCCUGAAGACUGCGAGGAGACCAAGUCUGGCAUGCGGGAACUGCGCCAGCUGUUCGAUGCCGUCAUGGAGCUGCUGCGUGAUCGCAUUCACACUGCACGCCAGAUAGCCGAGCUUGGCCCUCUCGACCUGUCUGAGCUGAGGGCAGAGAUUGCUGAGCUGCACGACUGGCUGCAGGCUGUUGAAAAGUGGCUUCUUGGCCAGGAAAACGAGUCCGAGACAUUCACCGAUCCCACCAAGGCAGAGCAACAGCGUCAGAAAUACGAGGCUGUGAAAGAUGAUCUCACUGCCAAGCAGCCGACUUUGGAGCAGAUCAAUCGUGAUGUAGCAUUGUUACUAGCACUCAAUCCACCGGAUGAAGACUUGGUAAAACUGGAGGAGUCGCGCAAGUCCAUUGCCAACUACUACGACGAGGUCUGGAAGAUCGUUGACAAACUCCAGCGACUUCUGGAGAAGGCGAUGCCCGAGCAAAUGAUCGGCAUGAGUGAUUGGCUGGUGCGAGUCAACGACUGGCUGCGUGCCCAGAAUCCUGGAGCCGCUAUUGCCAACGGCGCUGAUGACGCCGCCAUCAUGCUGGAGGACUUACGGAAAUGUGAGAUGGACUUGAAUGAUCGCAGUCCCAUCAUGAACAGCAUAACCACUAUGUGCCAGUCACGUCUCACCGACCCGGAGAUGACCGAGGAAGCCAAGGACAUGCUCAGGAAGCAGCUGGACGUCCUGCAGAGCAACUUUGAGAUGACUCUGUCGACCGUGCAGAUGAAGCAAGCGUGGCUGCAGUACUAUGAAAAGCGUGGCCGUAAGGUACGCGAGGCCCUCACCAAGCAUCUUCUCUGGUUCACGGAGCACGAUCAGAACAUCUCCUUGUUCGUCAAUCCAGCUGUUGAUCUUCCUGUUCUUGAGAAGCAGAUCUUAGAACAUGGCGCUUUCAUCGCCUCCAUUCAUCAGGAACAAGCCAACAUCAUCACCCUGAAGCACUUGGCUGUGGUGCUGAUGUUGCAGGCGACAAGCUCAUCAGGUCCAUCUACUGACAGCUCGCCACUGUCCUCGCCAGAAGACACGAGCGACGUGCCAGCCAGCUUCCCGCCGCUGCCGCCGUGCAAGCUGAACGAAGCCAUCACACAACUGAUCUUGCGACUGCAGAGUCUGCUGCAGAAGGCCACCACACAUCAGCACAAGCUGGAUGAUGCUCGGCAGCAGCUCCACGAGCUUCUAGCGUCAAUCGAGAGCUUCUUGGACUGGAUCAAGGCAACAGAGGAGAAGAUCAGUGAGCCGGUCGGUGAGCGCAGUGAGAUCCUCGUCUUGCAGAAGCAACUGGAGACUUGCUUGAAUAUCAAGGCCGAGCUACCUGCGCAGAAGACAAACUUGCAGCAGAUUGAUAGCAACUGCAAUGAAUUCCUGGACUCCUCCAAUGGUCCCGAUCAGAACUCAUCGUUCAUGAAGAGCAGGGCUAAUUUGGACAACGAGUGGAAGCAGCUCCUGGUCAAGCUGGAGACUCGGCAGGCUGAGAUCGAGGAGCGUAUGAAGGGUACGUCUCCCGGUGCCAUCCAGUUUGCCACUGACCAUGCGCAGGCGCUACAGUGGAUGAUCUACACGGAGGACCAGUUAUCCAUGGCCGUCGCUGUGAAUGCUGACUUGCCUGCUCUGCAGGAGCACAACAAACAACACAUGGAGAUCGUGCAGCGUAUCCCCCAGCGCCAGGCUGAGGUGGAUGCAUUGCACUCACAGGGUGAAGGACUCUUGGCUGGUGGUCAGCUCUCGUCUGAAGACCGUGCGUCCGUUGAGAACCAGAUGUCGUCGCUCGACUCCCACUGGGAGCGCAUCCUGACAGAUUCGUCCACAAAGACGAAGGAGCUCUCCGCCGGUCUUGUGGUAGUCAAUGAUGUGUAUGAUGAGUUGAAGAACUUCAAGGAGUUCAUUCUGGAUGCUGAAGACACUCUAGCCUGUGCUGAUACCAUUGGUGGCAAGAACUCUGAGGAGCUGCAGGAACUGAUGGCCGCCGUUGCUGAGAGGCAGCCAGCGUUUGACGAUCUACUGCAGAACGGCGAGAAUCUGGUCAGGGCAGACACUGAGAUUGCGGCAUCCAGUGCUCUCAAGCUGGAGUUGUUCCAAGUGGAGAAUCGCUGGAAGUCUAUCAGGCUACGCCUCGCCAAAUGGGCCAAGCAGCUUGGAUUUGACAAGGAUUUCUACAAGAUGCUGGCUGAUCUGUUGGCAUGGCUGUCGGCAGCUGAGGACAGCGUGACCAUGCCCAACCCGUCGGUAACGCAGAGUGCUGCCAUCACCGACAUGCUCAACAAUCUAUCUGAGUUGAGACAUUCUCUGGACCACACACAGCGACCGUUGCUAGCUGAGGCGCAGAGUGCCCAAGCACAGAUGCAGGUGAACGCCCGUGACGGUGGUGACGAGGAGAAGGAACAGGCUGACCAUGCCAAACGGGAGGUGACCGAUGUCAAGGGUCGUCUUGACACUCUCGCACACGACCUCGACGCAAAGAUCAUCAGCUUAAAACCCGAGCCCCAUGUCAUGAUGGAGAGAGUGGAUCAGGUGGAGAGCACGUGGGACUUUGACCAGUUCAUGAAAAGCUCCAGCCAAGGCGCAGGUGCAGGCGCAGGUGCUGAUGCCGACGAUAUCGACUCUUGGCUUGCAUCUGCUGAGAAGCUUAUUGGGCGCCCGCCGCCUGUCUACUCUGUGGAGGCGUUAUCUCUAAGACUGUCAGAACUCGAGAAACUCUGUCGUGAAGUCAAGGAGAAGCGUCCGCAACUCUCCUCUGGAGGAGAGGAGGUACGUGAUCAGCAGGGUGGGGAGCGUACGCGCCAGCGUUUCAACGAUGUUGACCUGAAAUCGCGUGCACUGGAGGCCGAGACUGGCGACAACCUGCGCAACCUGAAGAAGCUGGAGGUGGACACGCGCCAAGUGGAGUUCUGGCUCACCGACGUCACGCCCACUGCCGAUCUUGUGGCCAGCGGCGAUUCCAUUGAUGGGCCAGCCCAGAAAGAUGUGGACGUGGCUCGCCAGCAAUUGCCAAACUACCAGAUGCUACUAGCUACCACUACAGUUGGUGCUGAGCUGCUGGAGGCAGAUGAAGUUGACGGUCCCGAAGGCUCUAGCUCCCUCAGUCACAUGCUGAGAAACCUGCGACGGCUCAGUGAUGAUAUGGCCAUUGUUGCUGAAAAGCUUCUUGGUGCCAGCGAGAGCAAGCUUGAGGAGAUUGCCUUGUUACUUGGCUACAUUGAUGAUGAGCAUCGGAGACUGAUGAACUGGCUAGCUGACCUUCAGGUUGUCCUGAAGCAGCCCAUGCAAAGUGGUGACGUCAUUGACUACGUGGCCAUUGAAGCGGCUAUCAGAAGUGCUAAUGAAAUAAGCACAUCGCUGGAGGACACCAACCGCCCCAAGCGUCUCAACUUCACGGCCAAGUGCGACGAUGCCAUCUCACAGUUUGGAGGCAGCAGCGACGGCCAUGACGUGACGCAGAAGCGUGAUGAGGUGAACACAACGUGGGACGAGACCAUUGAGAUGUGUCGACGUCGUCUAGAUGAUUUGCUGCGACUGCAGACUGAGGUUCCAGUCAUUGCACCCAUGGAAGGCAUGCCACCGCCACCACCUGCUGCCCGCGAUGCAUCUGCUCAAGAGCUCCUAGACUGGCUCAAUUCAUUCGAUGUCCCCAAGGCUGUGGUCGGCGAUGCGGAGAACUGUAAACGCGUGGCAGCUUAUGUUGAGGCCGUCAAUAAGUACCUUGCAAUGAAGAGUGCCAACUACUUGAAUGCUACCGACGAGAGUGUGGAAAGCGAUGCAGACAGGGUUGCUGAAUUGACCAGCAAGUGGUCGCAGACUCAGGAGAGCGCCAAGGAGCUGGCUGAUACACUACCCAAACUGACCGAGGAGAGCAACGACUUUGAGGACAAGUACCAGCCGCUGUUUGACAGGCUGACUGCUGCGCAGGUGUUGGUGACCGGCCCUGUGCAAGCGGAUGAUGUCGACUACGCAUCCAGUGCAGUCAUGGAUAAGCUCAAGCAGUGCAAGGAGGUGCAGAGCUGUGACUGGCAGCUUGAAAUCCUGCCGGUGCACCAGGAGGGCGAGUUGCUGGCGCAGCGCUAUGACCGAGUGCAGAGCUGCACGACGCCGCCACUGCGACAGCGCUUGCAGCAGCUGGCCGCAUUGCUGACGGUGGUUGAGUCUACUUGUCCUGUGUACCGUCAAUCCUUGCUAACUACCAUUGACACAUGGAACGAGGUGGACACCAACGAGGCUCAGCUGGCACCUAUCCUGCAAAGCGUGGAAGAAUCCAAGUCUCUGGCCGAGAAACUGCCUGCUGAUAAAGCUGGUGUUGAGGAGCAGUUCCAAGAAAUUGAGCUCCUAUCCGCCAAGAUCAAGGGCGUGGAAGUUCUUUCUGAAAGAUUCCUCCCACUGUACCAGAUCCUCUGCAAGCAUUACCCACCGCUUAGUAUUGACCCGCUUCAUCCCAUCAUUGAACGCAACUAUGACAGGCAUGGGGCGUGCAAGAAGCGCGUUGAUACACGGUUGAAGGAGAUUGACCUGGCCAUGCUGUGGCAUGACAAGAUCUUGGACCGUUUGAAGAAGACCUUGCUGUGGAUUGACGAACGGCAGAAGCUGCUGGACACCUGUGGAAAGCGCGCUACGUUUGACGACGUCGACAUGGUGUGGGAGAAUAAGCAGCAUCCGGAUCAAAUUGAAAUGGUGACGCAGCAAGAGCCAACCAUCGAGAAAACCAUCGCAUCCGCCGACCGCUACCUGAAGCUGGGAAGACAAUCGCUUCAGGCCGAAGAGGAUGAUGACAAGGCUGCAGCAUUGGCCAGACCUGAAGGGAUGGACAAAGAAUACCUGAAUGAUGUGGAGUUCCAUGUUGGUGUGGCUGGUAGAGCCUGGCCCAAGCUGAAACAUGAUGUCAAGACCUGGGACGACGCCAUGCACAGAGCACGCCGUCUGCACGGAGACUUCAUGCCAAACAUGAGGAAGUUUGAAACCCAGCUUAGCAAGGCCGAGCAGGAACUGGCCCGGCAGGAUGAUCCCUCCACUCGGGACAAGAACAAGUUGCAUGAGCAGAUGGCACAGCACGAGGAAUUUGAAGGCGAGGUGGGCGACCUGCAGAACCUGUGUGACGUAAUGGACCAGCUGUACCAGCCACUGCCCGCCGAUCACAUCAAGUUUGCUGAUGACCUGCAGAAGCACUACGACGACCUGCACAGGCGACUGCAGGCGCUCAAGGAAUCAGUGGAGCGACGCGGCAAGCUGCUGAAGAUGGCCGAGGAUAGGCUCAACCAGCCGGACGCAUGGUCGCCUGAACAAAAUCUUCCGGGCAACUGGGUGCGUGCGGAGAAUGAAAAACUGGUUCCUUUCUUCUUUGAUACGGAGCACUGCGUAGCACAAUGGGAGCAUCCAGUCCUACAUCAGUGGAGACUGACCCUAUCCAGUCAAAACUACUGUCACUUUGCAGCGUAUCGUGCUGCCCUGAAGCUUCGUGAACUGUGCCGCAAGACUAGCUUGAACAGCUGUCCAUUCCAUGUUGUACAAGAAGUGAUCCAUGAACGUGGACUGGAGCAACAGAACGAUACCUACAUCAAUGUUCUCAGUGCUGGAAACACCCUCUCACUGCUCUAUAAGAAGCUGGAGGAGGCCGGGGUGGACAGGAUCAACAAUGAUUCCAGUACCGAUAUCCUGCUCUCAUGGAUAUUCUCCGUGUUUGAUAUCAAUCGCUCCGGUCAAAUCCGUGCUGCCGCGAUGAAGCUCUUCCUAGUGCUGAUGUGCAACGGACAGGCAGCAGAAAAGAUCAAGUGGCUUGUUUGCCAGCAAGUUGAUGGGCUUGGUUAUCUUGAGCGGCGCGCUGUGUCGAAUGUCCUCUAUGAUGCCAACAUGCUGACGAAGUUUGUGUUUGAGCUGGCACAUUUCAGCAACACGGUUGUUGAGCAGGCAGUGGACGACUGUUUCCGGCAGGGAGCCAAGAGCACGCGUGCUAUUCGCCCAUCUGCUCUUGCCAAGUGGCUCUCCAUGCAGCCACGUGUGCUCAGCUGGCUCUGGGCCAUGGAGAAGCUCAACAAGUCAGAGCUUGUCAAUCAUGACAUAGACUGUGUCCUGUGCAAUCAGCCGAUCCGUGGACUGCGCUAUCGCUGCAAGAAGCACACGUCAGACAACAUAUGUCAGGACUGCUUCUGGGAGGGUCGCACCAAUCAGCAGCACAAAAGCUAUCACCUUGUCCAAGAAUACACCUCACAGGCCAGUGUAAGUGAGCGGAUGCGUGAUGUGACACAGAGCUUCAAGAGGAAGGGGCGCACUAGUCUGCACAAGGAAGGCAUCGACGAGAGCAGGGACUUCAAUGUUCUGCAGUUUGUUGCCGACGCCGACCACACUGAUCUGCCUAAGAUGUUGACAGAAGCGUUCAUGGAGGUCUAUCCUGCUGCGGCUGCUCCCCAAAGGUCCAGCAGUCCAGCUCGUCUCCGUUCCGAGUCACCAAUCAGCCCUACAUCCAGGCAGUCUGAGCCGGUGACACCAGGAAAGAAGUCUGCAGUGAAAGACAGUGUUUUACUGGCGUGUUUGGACGAGGAUGCAAAACAUCUUCAAAUGCUGAUUGACCAACGCCAGAGAUUGAUGGACUCGCUGACAGCCGUGGGGUUCAUCAUCCAGAACUCAUCUCGCCUCCAGCAGCUGAUCCACGACCAACUGACGGAGGAGAUAUCCGUGCUAGAACAUCACCACGCCAAGGCUGUAGCCGCGUUGGAUAGCGCUAAAGCCAAGUCGGGUGGUUACCGACCAGGCCACCGCGAUUUCCCUGACAGUCCUUCGCCAGUGGAAGGCGGACAGACACCAUCUCCACGGCCAGACUAUCCCAUCUUCGACCUUCUGGACGUGUUCUGUACACAAGUGUCCUCGUCACUCACGGAUUCUUCCAGCACUUUCAUUCCUAUGCAUGAGAGCUAUGACAGCCUGUGCAAUGGACUAGCCGAGGCAGCAGAGGCAAUGUCUGGCAUUGCUAGAGUGGCCAACACUGCGGCAGCCAGCGCAAGCACGGCUGGUCUGAAUCAGACGGACAGUGGUAGCGGCGGAGCACAGCCAAGUCGUUACUACGUCAGCGAGUGUGGCGGCAGCAACAGCAACGCCAAGAACGACCCGCAGCGUAUUCAAGUUGGCCGCGAGCCUCCGCGGCAGCCGUGGCGCGCCAAGUUCACGUUCAUGGCCUUCCCCAAGGAGAUUCCGGGCACGCGCAAGAUCUUCGUGCUCAGAGCUGAAAACCCAACUCGCUUCCGGCUGUCCUUACGCAACCAGUUUGGCAGGUGGAAAGACGUGUUCUCAUUCCAUGCGUACGGCUCGCCGCAGGCAGGCCGCCAGCCCGUAUUCGUUUCGACCCGCGGCACGGAGGAUUCCGUGAGCGACCCGCUCCGCUUCCUGCUCUCUGAAAACGAGACCGAUCGGAACGCUGCAGUGCAGCAUGGCUGGGCCGCGUCGUUCACUUUCUACGUACCUUCAGAUCAAAUUGGUGCUUCACCAUCACGACAGCAGCAGAAUGGACAUCUGAGUGGAGAUUCCACCAGCGCGACCGUGGCUACCAUCUCUCCCGUGAACCUGGCGUCCAAAGCUCCAAAGGUGUUCUAAUGUCUGUACACCGGGCAUUGUCGCUGAUUAAAUAAGUCGAUUGCCCAUUUUCUAUAGUCCUGUGUGAAGAACGCGCACUACCAUCAUGAACAUCAAGGCACUCAUGCUUUCCUGGUCAGUUACUGUGUGCAUCGCUUACUGUCACAGUCUAGCUCGUGCGCGCAGUACACAUACACACUCUCUACAUCCGUCCAUGAUUCUAGGCCUGUCUUGCGUACUUUCGAAAGUAUCUUCAUCUCGUAAACCGAUCUGCUUUUCAUGAAGCUCAUUGCUAGACACCGGGACUGCCUGCUUCUCUUUGUCAACAGAAACGUUUUGACAUUUAGGUUUGUUGAUAUGCAUUUUCGUUCUCUUGGCUAUUUCUAGAAAAGGAGUCAUGUUUAUGAGCUCAUCCAUGAUUAGAAUCUCGCCUAACGUUGCCAUCUGCUAAGGGUAAUAUAAGAACGAUGCGUACCCCGUCAGAUUAUAUUAGUGACUAGUAUUGCAUUCUUCUGCUGGGACUUCCCCAUGUUUGCUUCUAAAACUAAAGCUGUUGCGUCUGCCAACCUCAUCUUGUAUUCGAACUGCCUUACAGACUUCUAGUUCUACAACUAGGCUGAUCACAUGUGUAAGAAAACGAAUUGCUUUGCUUGAA